Molecule: messenger RNA, 1116 nt
Organism: Klebsormidium nitens
Lineage: Eukaryota; Viridiplantae; Streptophyta; Klebsormidiophyceae; Klebsormidiales; Klebsormidiaceae
Source: the annotation of a GenBank genome assembly
CUUGUGCAACACAUUUCCUCGGCGUUUGACGUCUCCUUGGCAACACUGCCAACAGUGCAAAGGUUGACGACUGGAAUCUUUUAGGCUUUCAGUCCCCUUUCAGCAGCAUUGCACUUUAAAGUUCCAGAAAGCACAUCUUGCAUACCUGUUUCCAAGGGCGAUGGGUUCCCACACGGCCGUGUGGGGCAAGACAACAGGCCGGUUCUGCGCCUCGCUAGAACGACUUUCCGCAUAUCACCUGAGGACUCGUGGCCCUAGAUCAUUCUGCACUUUUCAGCUCCCCCGAAAUUCAACCAAACUUUCUAGCCAGAAUGUCAGCUCGCAAUCUGGAGCGGGUUUGAAGCUUCGGGACACCGAUCGGUUAGAGAGGGCGCCCCAAAUAGCACAGACUUUCAUACCACCGUAUAGGUCAGUGUGCGUUAGAGGGGCUGCUUCAAAGGCGCUGUCCCCGUCGUUACAGGAUAGUCAACGGCAAGACCAAAGUGCGGGCGCUCGGUAUUUUGCGGCUGACAAGAGGCCAAUCAUUCUCUUUGAUGGAGUUUGCAACUUUUGCAAUGGUGGUGUGAACUUCAUGCUGGACAACGACCCUCAGGGCAAGUUGCGGUUUGCCGCUCUCCAAAGUGACGCCGGGAGGGCUCUGCUGCAGCGGGCUGGCCGGGCUCCAGAGGAUAUCUCCAGCAUCGUCUUGAUAGAGCCGGACAGGUCUUACACCCACUCAGAAGCCAUCCUACGGAUUGCCCAAUAUCUGCCGGAGCCCUUUUGGCGUGCUCGGAAAACUGGGCAUGGUUGCGCCUGGGCUUGUUAGAGACGCCUUCUACAAGCUUGUUGCGGAGAACCGGUACAACAUUCUUGGAAAGACAGACCAAUGUCGGAUAGGCGAUGAAAGAUUCAAUGACAGGUUUGUGAGUUCGUGAGCUUGAACCGAGUUCAGUGGAUAUCAAGCCCAGGCUCCUCAUAGAUCAGUGAAUUUAGUACAUACGAUUACUUCUUAUGCUAUGAAGGUUCUGUACAUACAUUGCUUACGAGGGUUCGGCUUCAGGACUGAGUCCAGUCGCGACGGUUUCGACCGAUUUUAGAGUGAUAUUUUGAUCAUGCAAUAAUCUGCCCAUUCUCCAA